Penicillium alfredii is the source of this 2235-nucleotide messenger RNA. RefSeq names its product RNA polymerase II mediator complex middle subunit MED1. The coding region runs from base 1 to 2235 and encodes 744 amino acids. The transcript has 2 exons. Gene Ontology annotation, cellular component: mediator complex. Gene Ontology annotation, molecular function: transcription coregulator activity. NCBI's taxonomy places the organism in Eukaryota, Fungi, Ascomycota, Eurotiomycetes, Eurotiales, Aspergillaceae. The record is from RefSeq and is a predicted model, not a curated record. Gene Ontology annotation, biological process: regulation of transcription by RNA polymerase II.
AUGGCGACUCCUUCGGCCAAACCUGGCACCACACCCACCCAUCUCACCUCCUCUCCGCACCCGUCCUCGGCGCCUCUCUCUCGGUCUUUUGCUCAUAAAUCACCAUCCACGAGAACACCUUCUGCAUCAGGGCAUGGCCAUGUACCCCAGGCCAACACCUCGCACCAAUAUGCCACACCACUCGCUGCAACAAGUGGUGUCGACGACCCGGUCAAUUUCAGCUCGCCUUCGGCAUUGCUCGCUCUGGGCGGCUAUACUGGGAUUAGCCCUUCUCCUGCGGUCCACGACGGGCUUGUCGGUGCGGGCAUGAACGAAAACGACAUCCAGAACUUGGGCAUGCAGGGCCUCAAGCUGGGCGUUGCGCGGGAUAGCGACGAGGAGCAAAAACACCGCAUCCAGGAAGUGGUCCAGUGUCUUCGCGCACGGGUUGCUGGCAGAGGCGUGUCCCGGGAGGGAAUCGAACGACUCAGCCGACUCGAAGGGUUCGAAUCGAUCUGGCAGGAAGACAACAUCAACAUUGCGGGGAAUUUUGUUGAUCUGGAGAUCGAAUUCCACGCCGGGCAUGAUGUUGUCAAGGAUGUCAGCCUACGAUAUGCGACUCCUGAAUUUACAGAGGGCGAGCGUCGGGAAGAAGCAACGGCGGUCUUGAAGCGCAACCUGGCCCAGUUCCCGCAGGAUGCCGAGCAUGGCAAAUGGAGAUCUCUUCAAGGCUUUUACGAAAACCUGCAGUGGCUUGCAAAGCUUGAUAAGCUCAGCCAAGAAGUCAAUUGCUUUGAAGCGCUGGAAGGUCUAGAGGAGAAUUUCCAGCGCAUUUGGACGGAAGAAGGGAAGAAUGGAAAGCACGGCGGUGUUUAUGAACACCUUUGCACGGGUGUCAUCGGUCGACCCAGUAUGCACAAGGGUACGCGGAUCGGACUUGGCCUAGAGUAUUGGAUUGAGCAAGCCAAGAUCCUAGAUGCAAAGCAAGAACAACCUUCCCCCGAUGCUAUGAUGAUUGAUCAGGCACAAUCACAAGUUGCAGAAGAGGUGGAUGACCAGCAUCGAGUGUGGAGCGUUAUGCUCGAAUGUGAAGAGGGAUACCCCUCGCUCCGCAUUUCCAAAGAAUGGGUAGGCAAUGAAGCCUUCGCCGCGGAUAACAACGAGUCAUCGCCCUCAACAAGUGCAUCGGGAUCCGUGAAUUGGCUUGAUCCUCCCCAGACCAUGCGGCUGAGCCAUGGUAACCACCCUGAUCCUAUGGCUCUCGACUCGAGCAUGUUAGAGUCAUCCUCUCCUAAUCGUCGCUUCGUUGCCAAGCUUGAGCCUGCCCUAGACGUUCCCAUUCUCGCAGCCUCGGAGAUUUAUCGGCAUAUAGGCAUGCAGUUGCCGCAGGAAUUCAAAAUGGUCACAUACGAGGGGUUGCUGGUGUCGGAAUCAUCGCCAUUGCUGUCCCCAGAGGCAUCGCCCCAACUUGGUCGGAGGAAGCGCCGGAUGUCAGUGCAUGCGUUUGACCCGAAAGGCGAGCCAUAUACGAAGCAUCACCACUACGACUUUCAAGCGUUCGAGUCUGUCACUGGCCGCACAAUCCGCGAUCUCCCAAUCUCACACCCUCGACAGCUCGCAGAUAUUCUUCCAAUCCUCCGCCAAUAUGCUCUUUUGGCCAGUUUAAUCCGGAAGAUCUUCCUACCUCCAGCGAAGGCUGAAGAUAACAAACAGAAGCCUGCUCAAGCAACCCCCGCGAGCUCUCUUGCUUCGCCCAGUCAGGCUUCCGGCGGUUUUGGUGACCAAGACGGCCUAGUUAUUUUGAGCAACGAUAACCCCAACGAAGACCAACUGGAUAUUUUCCUGAAUGAAACAUUCGAGCCCAGUAUUAUCGAAAAUACCACGGAUGACGUGAAAGUGGACGUGACAUUGCGCAGUCAACUCGGACAGCCACCUGCUCUGAUGCUAUUUAUCACGCCCCCAGAUCACAAAUCCGAAGGCACCUCAUCUGAUAAUUCGAUGUCUGAGCCCAGAGAGAUCUCGAUAUGCUUUGAGAUUGGAUUGAAUGGUCGCAUCUCGGUGGCGAGAACUACAGGGCUGUUUGGCGAUGACACUGGGGACAGCGGCGACACGGAGAUGCAGAGGAUGGAUAACUCUAGCCCGAGCGUGCAGGACUCCCAGAAGAAGAUCGCUCGGGUCCUGGAGGUGUCGCAGGACUUGGGUGUCGUGGUCGAGUGGGUCCUUCGCUUGCUGCGACAGCAGACUGGCAGUGGGUGA